CCAACUGCUCAUUCGCAUUUCAUUAUCUUCGCUAUAUCCUGCAAAACAGCCAUCUUCUGGAACUUUCGCUCGAUAUUCCUUUUCAGGGCGUAUUCCUCGUUGAACAGCCUAGAAACAAUCAUCGACGGUACGAGCUUCCAAGAGGGCGUUCUCAUCCUUUACCUCAGCAACCACUCGAGGGAUCAAGGCCAGAAAUUGAUAAGCAUCCGAUAUUCCACAAUGGAAGGCCAUCUCACUCGAAUGGGCUAUUCGUAUGCAGGAUAUAUCCAACGUCAAGCGAAGCGCUAUCCGAUUAUGAUGUACACGUUGGUUCAAUGUGUUCCAUGUCAACGAGCCAAACAUCUUCUCGCUGUGAACUACGCGGAUAGCUUGUCGGCGACGAAGACUGGCAACGGCAACUGCAAGUCGAUCUUCAUCGAAUGA
Molecule: messenger RNA, 423 nt
Organism: Cooperia oncophora
Lineage: Eukaryota; Metazoa; Nematoda; Chromadorea; Rhabditida; Trichostrongylidae
Source: the annotation of a GenBank genome assembly